AUGCUCUCAACAUCAGAGACCGAAAGGUCGACGCCUCAACGGCCUCUAUCGACAUCAUCGAAUCAUACGACUCAGGUAGAUGGAAACAACCUUCCCAAAGGAUCUCACAACCCUUCAUCGACCUCAUUUCAGAUAGUUGCCGAGAAGUCUGGCGCCCCGACCGGAGAUAGCACACCCUCUAACGAAGCCGAAGAUGGAACAGAAUACCCGGGAAAAUUUGCUCUUUCUUUCAUCGUCGUGGCUCUCAUCCUUGCUAUCUUCCUAAUUGCCUUGGACAUGACCAUUGUUGCUACUGCAAUUCCUACAAUUACUGCGCAGUUCAAAUCGUUAGAUCAAGUGGGCUGGUACGGAUCGGCGUUUUUCCUGACUGUGGCUUCGUUCCAGUCCACAUGGGGGAAAGCGUUUAAAUACUUCCCACUGAAAACAGUCUUCAUGCUUGCUAUCUUUGUCUUUGAAAUCGGUUCCUUGAUUUGUGCUGUCGCAAAUAACAGCACCACCUUGAUUGUUGGUCGAGCUAUUGCCGGUGCCGGCGCUUCCGGCCUCACUGGUGGUGUCUACACGAUCAUUGGAUUCUCAGUACCACCUCAACAACGUCCUGCUUUUACAGGUAUACUCGGAGCAACUUAUGGUGUGGCCAGUGCAAUUGGUCCUCUUCUUGGUGGCGUUUUCACCGACAAGGUAUCAUGGCGAUGGUGCUUCUACAUCAACCUCCCGGUCGGAGGCAUUAGCGCCGCCAUCAUUCUAUUUUUCUUCACUGCCCCGCCAGCUUCUAGACCAGUCAAGGCCCCUAUACGCGAGAAGCUAUUGCAGAUGGACCUGGUUGGAACAUUCACAAUCAUGGCAGGCGUAGUCAGCUUCCUCCUAGCCAUGCAAUGGGGAGGGACCACCAAAAAGUGGUCGGACUCCACCGUCAUUGGUACCCUGGUUGUUUUUGGACUGCUAGUCAUCUGUUUUAUUGUGAACGAAUGGUGGAUGGGCGACCGAGCACUCCUUCCCCCACGUUUGUUCAAGACGUGGAACAUCAGGAUCAGUUCCAUCUACAUCUUCUUUUUCGCUGGACCAUUCUUCGUUUUGAUUUACUACCUUCCCAUCUAUUUCCAGGCAAUCAAGCAUACCUCAGCUUCCGAUUCUGGAAUCCGAAAUCUGCCAUUCGUACUGGCAGUCAGUAUAUUUUCCACACUCUCUGGUGGUCUCAUCGCGACAUUUGGCCACUUCAGCUACCUUAUGGUUCUUGGUUCUAUCAUGCUCACUGUUGGCUCAGGCCUCGUCUAUACCUUUGGGCUUGACACACCAUCAAGCACUUGGAUCGGGUACCAAAUUCUUGCCGGUAUUGGAGGAGGCCUUGCCCUUCAGAUCCCAGUCAUUAUCAGCCAAGCUCUAGUAAAAUCUGAGGACCUCUCCAGCGCGACUGCGAUGAUUCUCUUCAUCCAGACCAUGGGAGCUGCCAUCUGGGUGUCUGCAGCUCAAACGGCGUUUGUGAACAAGUUAAUUAAGAGACUUCCUGAGGUCGCUCCGCGUGUCAACCCGGUCCUAGUGAUCAAAACUGGAGCCUCGGAGCUACACAAAGUGUUCUCUGGAAAGGAUCUCGAGGGAGUUCUUGUUGCAUAUGGCGAUGGCUUGAAGGUCACCUUCAUUGUCUGCGUAGCUCUUGCUGGCGUUUCUGUUUUCGCUGCUGCUUUUAUCAAGCCCCUUAACCUGAAUAAGCUGCAGAACAAGAACACAGUCGGAUUUGCUUGA
Messenger RNA from Trichophyton rubrum CBS 118892, 1737 nucleotides. RefSeq lists its product as uncharacterized. Gene Ontology annotation, biological process: transmembrane transport. Gene Ontology annotation, molecular function: transmembrane transporter activity. Lineage: Eukaryota; Fungi; Ascomycota; Eurotiomycetes; Onygenales; Arthrodermataceae. The transcript has a single exon. Bases 1 to 1737 code for a protein of 578 amino acids. The record is from RefSeq and is a predicted model, not a curated record.